AGUGACAAGAGCAUUUUUCUGCUGAACAUCUGAUGAAAACGUGGAGGAAAUAAUUAUUUUGGAAAAAUGAUAUGCAUUGUUUGGGACCCUCGCCGUAUUCUAUAGACAGUAGUCUAACACUCGCAAAAGAAACAUGGACCAUGUGAUAUCUAGCAGACAUCUAGGUCUAUUGAGGAAAUUGUUAUAAAAUGAGAAUGAUAUUUGAGUAAUUCUAAAUUGAAGAUAGUUUUCAUGAGUUGUUUUUACAAUAAAGGUGGCCAGCGCGCUAGGGUCUGAUGUGGAGACCACUGAUGCACCCUCCGGAAAAAAAUCUGGGCGCACGGUUUCUCGUGUUAUGUCAAAGACCUGCGUCAAGAGGUUCAACUGGUGAUGUAGGAAUCAUAGUCUGCGCAACGGACACAAAUGUGAACAACGGUCAAUACAACUUACACUCGGUAACUCUCUAAACCGGCCAUUAAAAUCUUAAAUUUAUUAAAUAAACAGAUAAAUGAAGGAUACAUUUUAGUUUAUUGCAUAAGGGUUGGAUACUGGCACGGACCGUUAUUUCCCUGGAGUUGCUCAGUUCCCUCCUCAGCACCAAGACAUUUCGCACUGUUUGGGUACCUGUCGUGCCAGGGAUGGCUGUUGACUGUCGGACUUUCGUGAGCUUUCAGCGCUUGUACUGAGGAGAUACAUCAAUUGUGUAAUUAAUGGAAAAAGUGUAUCCUGUUAAUUUUUGAAAUAGACAAGAGAAAAGUUGUGCGCAAAGUUCUGGCACCUUCCCUCCGGAGCGUCGUUAGGGACCAGAGUCGUCCCGCCUUUUUUCUCUUUUUUGUACGUGUGGAAGUUUCUGAAUCACCGGAAGGAAAGAUGACUCUACUUUGCACAGUGGGGUUUGCGGUGGUCGUUCUUUGCGGAGUGGCAGACAGCAGGGUGAUUCUUGAUGGUCUACAGAGGUACGGCCCCAUGCCCGGGUACCUGCCUGUCAGCUACCAGGUACUCAAUGCCAAGGCAGCCUUCUUCCUAAAGGAGGCCAACCAGGACCUAAUGAGGAACUCCAGCCUGCAGGCCAGGACCGAGCCCUUCUUCAUCCAGGAGGCCCGCCAGAUGCCCUUCAUCAACGCCAGCUACGGACCCCUGUCUGCCCAGCAACCCAUCCCCCUGGAGCUCCUACAGAGCCCCGGACCCUUCAACGGACCCUCUUUUACCUCCCUGUCAUCCUCCUCCUCCUCUUCUCCAUCCCUUUUCACCUACAACUGGAAGGUACACACCUUCAUCAUCAGUGAGAGGAUUCACCCCAGUUGGCCAAAGGUGCAAGUGUUGUUCUAUGUGGGAGGCAGGGACUGGGAUGACUAUACCACCAUCCACAGGCUGCCCUGUGUCAGGAUGUUUGCCUUCCACGAGACCCAGGAGGUGCGGGGCACGUGUCAUCUGAAGGGGGGAGCUGGGGAUGUGUGUGGCCGAACUGGAGCCCCUGGCUAG
Salmo salar (Atlantic salmon) is the source of this 1461-nucleotide messenger RNA. The record is from RefSeq and is a predicted model, not a curated record. NCBI's taxonomy places the organism in Eukaryota, Metazoa, Chordata, Actinopteri, Salmoniformes, Salmonidae.